Molecule: messenger RNA, 2337 nt
Organism: Tachyglossus aculeatus (Australian echidna)
Lineage: Eukaryota; Metazoa; Chordata; Mammalia; Monotremata; Tachyglossidae
Gene: RUBCNL
Product: rubicon like autophagy enhancer
Exons: 15
Coding region: 1-2283 (760 amino acids)
Biological process (GO): autophagosome-endosome fusion; autophagosome maturation; autophagosome-lysosome fusion
Cellular component (GO): intracellular membrane-bounded organelle; autophagosome membrane
Molecular function (GO): phosphatidylinositol phosphate binding
Source: RefSeq, a predicted model, not a curated record
AUGAAGGUUUUUCCUAACUUGUCUUCUCUCCAAUCACUAUCGUUAAAAAGCUGCCGCAGAGGGAGAAAGCAACCAAGAUCCCAACAGCUGGCCAGCAGCGGAAGCAAGAAACAAGCUCUGGGAGAGUCAAUGCCUUCAUCGAGAGCUGCUUUUCAUUCCUCACCAAGGAUUAGCUGCCUUGCUCAAACAGCUCAAAUCUCAGCCCAGGCAGGCGAGUUCUCCAGGCCUGCAGGGCGCUCCAGAUUCCUCCCCAAAGGUUCAUCAGUAGCCACCAGACAGAUGGUCCUGUCUGUCCUGAACCUGUCGGGGUGGAAACCGUCUUUGGCGUCCGGGGAGAUGGUGCUUCCAGCCACGGGUCAGCAGGAAUCCCCUGCCGAUCGCUGGGAUGGGAGCAGCGGUGGAGACCUGGGUGACUCUGAUGGGAACACCAGCUGCCCCCCCCAACAGCCCCAGAGUGCUCGUCCUCCUAGCCAGCCGGACGUUAGGCUCACGAGACACAGGGCAGCGUGGCUUACUCCACAGGGUGCCACAGAAGAGCAGAGUCCGACACCACCGCUGGAAAGUGGCAAGGUGCCCUCCGCGAUGGACCGCGUGCUGCCAAUCCGAACCUCCCCAUCCCUCCUGAUGGAUGCAGUCCCACGGGGCAGUACUGCCGCUUCGGUGGCCAGUCCCCUCCCUAAGAGCUCAGAAAAAGAGCAUGGAGACUUUCUUCUGACCCCGGCGGCGCGCGCUGACGUGUUCCCAAGAAGCUCACUGGGGUCAUCCACGGAGUUAGUUGUUUUCAGCAGCUCUGCGAUUCCAGGUUCCACCCCACAACCUGUGCACAGCAAGGAUCUCCAGCAGACUUCCCAUCUGGGGACAGCCACUGACAAAGGUGCCAUUCCCGUGAGCAGAAGAGCCAUUUCCCUGAGUUGCUCCUCACAAGAGAAGUCAAUGCUUCCUGUAGACGUAGAGAAGGAGAAUGUCCACUUUUACGUGGCCGAUAUGAUUAUAUCUGCUAUGGAAAGAAUGAAGUACAAUAUCCUAAAUGAGCACCAAGCAGAGAUGUGGAGCGAAGGAGAAAGCUAUCAAGUUGACUCUCAGAUAUCCUCCCAUACUGCACUCAAGCAAGUGGUCACAUCAUCCACGUCUUCAGACAGUGGCUAUGAAGGCUCUGCCAGCGCCCAAAUAGAAAGAUCUUCUCCUGUCAGGGUGAAAGAAGACGGUGACAUGGAGGAGUUUGUCAUUUUGGAACCUGGGCAGUUUGACACCGUCGCCGACACUUAUAGAUGUUUCCAGGUCUCCAGCAAAAGAUCGCUUGAGCCUGACUACAGUUCUGCUGAGUUAACAGCCAAGGAGCUCUACAGAUCUUUCAGGAGCCGCUGGAGGCUGAUUGAAGUUGACUUUCAGCUUGCCGGCUCCCUGAACGCUGCUGGGCCAAUAAUUGUGAACGAAGAUAAGCUUAGAAAAGACUUUGAAUCCAGUUUGGAUGUAGUAGAAGAAAUAAAGUUCAAGUGCCAACUUAGAGGAACUGAAGACUGGGCCCCACCUCGAUUUCAAGUCCUAGUUAAUCUUCACCCUCCACGCAAGCGGAAUUGCAUUAUAGCGGCCCAAAACUUCUUCUGUGCAGGCUGUGGAACACCAAUUGAACCCAAGUACGUGAAGAGAUUGCGCUACUGCGAUUACUUGGGCAAGUAUUUCUGUAACUCUUGCCACUGCUACUCCGAAUCCUGCAUCCCUGCCCGGAUUUUAAUGAAGUGGGACUUCAAAAAGUACUACGUCAGCAACUUCUCCAAACACCUCCUGGACAGCAUAUGGCAGCAUCCAGUGUUCAAUCUGUCGGACAUCAGCAACAACCUCUACAGCAAGGCCAAAGAACUGGACAGAGUCAGAGAACUUCAAGAGCAGCUUAUUCAUAUCAAGAAAUUGUUGCUGACCUGCCGAUUUGCUGAAAGUGUUUUAAAAGAGUUUGAGAAGGUGCCUGAGCACUUGACCAAUGCACUCCACCUAUUCUCUCUGGACGACCUCGUCAAGACCAAGCGGGGGCUCCUGGCACCCGUCCUCAGAGGUAUUCUGAGGGCCAGCCUCGCACACGUGGACAGCUGUGAGCUGUGUCAAGGAAAGGGAUUUAUUUGCGAGUUCUGCCGGAACCCGGUGGUCAUCUUCCCAUUCCAGACUGCGGCAUGUAAAAGAUGCUCAGCUUGCAGAGCUUGCUUUCACAGACAGUGCUUCCAGGCUGGAGCCUGCCCCAGGUGUCAGAGGAUCAUGGCACGGAAGACAAGUUCGCCACCUGAGGAGGUGUGAGCCCACCGACAAUGAAUGAGAAAGACCCUGCCGCCCUCUUGGUGCCCCAGCACA